AUGUCCGGUCUCGAAAUUGUUGCUUUCGCUAUGGGUGCCGUGGGGUUUGUGAAAACUGUCUUAGAUAUAUGGGACGACAUCGACAAGAAAAGGCAGGAACAUCAAGAAUCUGAUGUCCUGGCAAAACGAUUGAAGUCAUUUGGACUCGCGGAGCGACGAGGAACGCUCAAGAUAGCGUUGGAGCUGGCCCAAACAAUCGUGAGAGACAGGACUCGGAGCAGGAACGAGGCACUCGAACUCGCGGCAAAUUUCCAGCGACUGAACGAACUCCUAGAGGCCAUACCCAGUGCAGUAGAUGCAGUGAUAAAGCUUGAGAAAAAGCCUUAUGUCCUACAUCGGGGAUCAGCUUUCCGAGAACUCAAGUCCAAGGUCACUAGUCUUGACGAAAGGAUAUCCAGCUUUCAUCAAAAGGUCAUAGGCCUACGAGCCAUUGUACAAACCGAUUCUUCAUUCCUUCUCAGUCGUCAGGAUUUCUCCUUUGUGGGUGCGAAGCCUGAAUUCAUCCAAAACGGGGAGACUUCUUUCACGAGCAAAGCAUCCUACAUCGCACCUGGACAGGGCGCUAUGGUCAUGCAGGAAGUCGUGCUUGAGAAAAGAUAUUAUGGAACCCAGCCAAGAGAAGCCUUACUCGAAAGCGCGCGUAUACUGUCAACCAAGUUAAGCCCUGCACUCUCAGCUUGGAACAUUCUUCACUUGAUAGGAUACCGUGAUGAUGAGACCGACCAAUCGGUACAACUAAUUUUCUCUCAUCCAGGUCCAGACAAGGAGCUGGCGAGCUUGAGUCGAAUAUACACCGACGGAAGCCCGGAGCCCACCCUCAAUAUCCGAGUUCGACUUUGCAGUCAGCUAGCCGUUGCUGUGCUUCAGACACACAAGUUGGGACUGGUACAUAAGCACAUUCGCCCAGGUAAUCUUCUGGUAAACUUCGACAGAGCCUCGAACGGCGCUAUUCAAGAGGCCUCGUUAUUUUUGGCUGGGUGGCAGAAUGCACGUCUCAUUGAUGGCGUAGCCACAACUCUAAUCGGCGAGACGACGGCAUCGAAGGUAAUUUACCAACACCCAAAACGCCGCGUCGAAGACAAUCGAGCCAAAGAAAGCUAUAACAUCGAUCACGAUAUUUAUAGCCUUGGUGUAUGCAUGCUCGAGUUGCUCACCUGGGAUACCCUCAUUCGACAAGGUGAAGACGAGCUAGCAGAUGAAAUGAUCUCAGAUGCAUAUCGACAUGCAUUCAAAUCCUUGGGCUUCCAUCAGUCUUUUCCUGGUGAGACAGAGGAUGAAGAGGACGGUGGCCCGUCGGAGGCAGAGUUAUAUACGUACAAUGCAGAGCACACGAAGAAAACCCUGGAGAUCCUGGCCCAGAGCCUAGUGGCGAAGAAGGCAGGCGAAACUAUGGCAAACCUGGUGUACAGAUGUAUAGCCGGUGUCUUUCAACCCGGAAACGACCAGAUCCAGACAGAGGAAAAGGAUCAGGUGGCCGAACAAUUCGCCAACGAUGUCUUUGAUGAUUUCAAUAAGUUGCUGUCUGUCUUGUAG
Molecule: messenger RNA, 1533 nt
Organism: Alternaria arborescens
Lineage: Eukaryota; Fungi; Ascomycota; Dothideomycetes; Pleosporales; Pleosporaceae
Exons: 1
Coding region: 1-1533 (510 amino acids)
Biological process (GO): protein phosphorylation
Molecular function (GO): protein kinase activity; ATP binding
Source: RefSeq, a predicted model, not a curated record